AUGGUAACUAUACCGAUGCUUGGGUUAGAUAACGUAUAUUCGAUCUAUUGCGUUUACGGUCUUGCAUUAGCGUAUCGAAGAGUCGAUGACACGUCGGGAAGAGCAUUUGAGUUGGAACAUGCUGUCAUCAAAUUGAUGCGUGGGCUUUUAUUUGCCAUGAUGCGUCAAGCACCAAAAGUCGAGAAAUUCAAAAAGACACAAAACAUUUUUGAUGCCCUGCAUGCUAAAUAUGAUACCAAGACAGGCGAAACAGUGGUUGGUGACAGAGAUUGGGGACAUCUUCAGAUUGAUGCUACAAGCUUAUUUAUUGUCGCCUUGGCUGACAUGACAACGAGUGGUCUAAGCGUCAUUUUUACUCAAGACGAAGUUGAUUUUGUUCAAAACUUGGUGUUUUAUAUUGAACGCGCUUAUCGUACCCCAGACUUUGGUAUCUGGGAACGUGGUAACAAGAGCAACCAUGGUCAGCCAGAGCUAAAUUCAUCUUCCAUUGGUAUGGCCUGUGCAGCACUUCGAGCUAUCAAUGGGGUUAAUCUAUUUGGUGCCCGUGGUGGCCCAUCUUCAGUGGUCUAUGUCUUACCUGAUGAAAUGACAAGAAACAAGAUCAAUCUCCAAAGUAUGUUACCCAGAGAAUCGAAUUCCAAAGAAGUAGAUGGCUCAGUCUUGUCCGUCAUCGGCUUUCCUGCAUUUGCUGUCGAUGAUCCUCAGCUUGUCGAGUAUACGAAACACGAUGCCAAAAAGAAGCUAGAAGGUCGAUAUGGCUGGAAGCGAUUUUUGCGAGAUGGUCAUCAGACAGUGGUAGAAGAUCAUACAAGGCUUCAUUAUAAUGAAAGCGAACUGAAAGUCUUCGAGAAUAUCGAGUCUGAAUGGCCAUUGUUCUUUACUUAUAUGGUCUUGGAAGGCCUCUUCUCUGAUAACUUUGAACAAGUAGAAGAAUACCGUAAGAAAUUGGACUUUGUCACCAUUGAUUCGUGUAUGUGGGACCCUGAACAUCCAAUGCCUCCUGAAGACUACAAUAACAGUCAACAAGAGAAGAAAAAGCGCCCGGGUAUGCAUCGUCGCUCAACCAGCAUGUUCAUCCCAUCCGAUCUACAUAUACCUCUGCUUCCUGAACUAUACUAUGUCCCUGCAGAAUCCAUUGAAGCAGAAAAAAAGGACCCUCAUUCGCAAAAGCGUAUUCCAAAUGAGAAUACACCAUUGGUAUGGGCACUUUCGCUUUAUUUGCUUGGUAACUUGAUGUACGAGAAGCUUCUGUCGCCUUCUGAACUGGAUCCCUUGGGCAGGCGAUUCAACAUGAAGGGUGAAAAAGUAGAUAAUGUCGUUCAAAUCGUCCUGUUGUCUGAAAGCGAAGAGCUACAAAGAAUCUUGUCCAACUACGGUCUUGAGACGCAAACGGUCGAACAAAUUUCAUCAAGCUUCACGGUAAUGCCUCCUCAGACGCUUGUUGAUAUCUACAGUGCACUGGGUCAAAACCAAAAACUGGGACUAUCUGGUAGACCCAAUCGUCCAAUCGGCACACUGGCAACAUCUCGCCUUUAUCGUAUCCAGGGCCACAUCUAUGCGUUCACGCCUCAAUUUAUGGAUGUUGACUCGUUCUAUCUCAACUCGGAUCCUGAUUACCUUGUAUCCACCUUUGAAACCGAAUUGAGUUUUACUAAUCAUCAUUGGACUUAUGCAGGCCGACCCACGAUCACUGUCGUCUUGACAAGCGCCAUGUUAGGUGAGCCCACAACAAACGAUCAAGCGGGUCCAACGACGAGUAAUGAAUGCUUAAAUGCCGCCAUCAUCUCUGCUGAUUCUGCCAAGAAGAAUCUACUCAAUUUCUUUAUGAACUUGAGAUCCGGUGAAUGCAAUGGUAUUCGAGUGCGUUUGUCAAGACUGGCAGAGACGCUGAACACGAGUAACAUCGAAUCGCUUGAUUUCCUUGUCAACAAGCCUGAUAUUGACUGGAGCACGAUCCUACUGAACAACAAGAAAUAUCACAAGCACCAUUAUGCUCAGCGUCGCCUGAACGACUCCAAUGCUCACUCAGGCACUCAUACUCCUGGUGGUGCAAGAACUCCUCGACGCAAGAGUGUCUUUGGCGGUAAAUUGUUAGGCACGCCGUUGGACAAGUUGAGUGAUGAAAGCUACUUCCAAGAUGUCGCCGCGGCUCUCGAAAAGAUCAACAAUGGUGGCAUCUCUUCUUUCAAGCUAAAGGAUCACGAAGUUGCUCCCAACGUCCGCUCUGCCUCACCUAUCGUUCAGUCAGACACAAGCACACCGGUUCUCACUUCGUCUCCUUCUUUGUCUAGUAAUCAGAUAUCGGAAGAUACUGGAGGCGAUAUGCUACUCUCCUUGACCCUUGGUGACCCAUCUCAGUUUGAUGCAGCUGUUCAAAGUCUCAAGGAAUCCGUCAAUCUCUAUGACCAGAUCGACUUGCUUCAAUACCUCGCUUCUUGUAAGAACCUUGAUCAUUUUAUCCCGGAUUUGGAUGCAACCAUGCGUAACUUGUUGGAGGAGGUCUAUCUCAAAUCUAGACGCUUACAGUAUUGGUCCGUUGCAAGACAAGCUAGUGGUUUACUUGCCAAAACGAUGCCUACGCUCACCAACAACCUGACUGAUUUAGUCAUUCGACAGAAACAAGUGAGCAUUGGAUCAGGUUCAAAUGAACAAUUGAUCUCGACGCCACUCAAUCCAGAUGCACUUACCAAGAUCAUCAAUGAACAAUGUUCGGAUGACGUCCGUGAAGGACCGAUGGUACAAGAAAUCAUCAUAUCGCUCGGAAACUUCAUUCGUACCAUUCCUCACAUGUUUGACGGCAUUCUUCGAUUACGUACUCACUACAUCAUUAUUGCAUUACGUGAAGAAAUCAGCCGUGUGAACCAUCUGGAUGAAGAGGAAGCUAUUGAACAUCUGAUGCAACUCUCGCCCUUUGAGCUACACUCAUUAUUAGGUUCUGUUCUGUCAAGUCCCGGUAUGUGUAACGAUUCAGCCAUCAUGAUCCGUGAUAGACCUGGUGGCCUCUUGAUUCUCUCCAAAGAUUUUGAUCCUUCCCGUCAACUAAGUAUCGAAGUGUCCUCUCUUACCCUUCCUCCUCCCAAGAAUACCGAACAAGGUGGUACGUCCAUUCUCGUCCGUGCACAAUCUGGUGGAUAUAACGCAGGCAAUUUUGCCCAGCGACGAACUAGCACAAUUUAUUCGAAAGUUACCAUCCGGUCUUAUUGUCGUCAUGGCCAGCAAAGACGACUUUACGGAGCACCUUACGCAACAAAGAAUGAUGGUGCAUUGAAUCGAGUUCCAGCCAAUUUCUUUCCUCGCACAUGGUCUGUGCUUGACCAAUGUCAUGGCUUCAAGAUUGGCAAUCACUGUCUACCAAGAGAUCCCACCGUAUUUGAAAAGACACCUGAAGAAUUUAACUUUGCUUUGGCUGUCGAAGGCUUUUUGGGCUUUUUCAAGGAUCCAGCAGAGCGACAGUUGGCGAUUGAAGUACUCACCUUGAUCUACGACGUUCAACAAACAUCGGACGCUGCUGUUGUCGAGUUCUGGACCAAGUGGGUAUCCCAGAACAAGGAGACAUUCGAAAAGAGUCCAUUUUUCAAACAUGGCCUUGAGUACCCUGCAAACAAAGAUCUUGCACGCCACUUGUUUUAUGACCUUCCCCUGGAUGAUGCUGAAGAAAGCACGUCCGGUUAUCUUUCAAAGAGCAUCCAACAUAUUUUGUUCAAUAAAUAA
Molecule: messenger RNA, 3711 nt
Organism: Rhizopus microsporus ATCC 52813
Lineage: Eukaryota; Fungi; Mucoromycota; Mucoromycetes; Mucorales; Rhizopodaceae
Product: phosphorylase kinase alphabeta
Exons: 8
Coding region: 1-3711 (1236 amino acids)
Biological process (GO): glycogen metabolic process
Cellular component (GO): phosphorylase kinase complex
Molecular function (GO): calmodulin binding
Source: RefSeq, a predicted model, not a curated record